GGGCGGAGCCCGGCAGAAGAUGGCGUCGCUUCGCUGUAGGAGAGACCCCUGCGGAGUGAUCUGUCUCCUUCUGACUUACUUCAGCGUGUUCUACGCGGACUACGUGGUGAUCCAGUACGUCCUGAUCCCAGCCUUCUCUGACAGUGUGUGGUGCACUCUCCAUGGAUCAGUCUUCAACCUGAUCCUGCUGCUGCUGCUGGCCUGCCACUCCAAGGCCGUCUUCUCAGACCCGGGUAUGGUGCCUCUCCCUGACACAGCGAUAGACUUCUCAGACCUCCGGUCUCAGUCCUCUCGGAUGAACGAGCGGGGCUGUGAAGGCUGGACGGUGUGCAGUCGAUGUGAAACCUACAGACCUCCCAGAGCGCAUCACUGCCGGGUCUGUCAGAGGUGUAUACGCCGCAUGGACCAUCACUGUCCCUGGAUAAAUAACUGUGUGGGAGAGUUAAACCAGAAGUACUUCAUCCAGUUCCUCUUCUACACGGGCAUGGCCAGUCUGUACUCGUUGGUGUUGGUGGUGUCGGCCUGGGUGUGGAGGAUAAGAAGUGAGAGAGAGGGAGACUCAGAGAAAGAAGGAGAGGAGACGCCCAGCAAACACCUGAUAGUCGCUCACUACAUCAUCCUCCUGGUGGAGUCAGUGCUGUUUGGCGUUUUUGUCAUGGUCAUCUUCUACGAUCAGCUGGUCUCCAUCAUCACAGACGAGACCCCCAUAGAGCAGAUGAGGAACAGGCUCAUGAUCAAGGACAGAAGCUCUUCCACUUCCUCCCUGACCUCUACCUCCACCUCCUCCUCCUCCUCCGCCGCCUCUCAGCUGCCUCACCAUCCUCCACACACCCGCAAGCCCAAGCUGGCUCUGCUGCGGGAGGUGUUUGGAAGAGGUUCGGUCUUUUGUUGGCUUCUUCCUCUCCACUCCAGCCCUCCGUCGGUCGGCGGCAUCAGCUACUCCGCCCUGCCUGACUACGACGUCUGACCUUUCAGGCCCUGUGAGAGCCGGCAGAGGGAGGCGAGGCAGGUUUUCUUCUUGUAUGUGAGACUGUGUGAGAAGGAGCGACUCUGCUGCCUAACUCUGAUGUCUUAUCUUUUGACCUGAGAGGUGAAGAGGAAGGAAGAUGAAGUCUGGGAUGAAUGGAGAGAGAGUAUGUUUGUGUAUGACAUGAAUGAAUGACUGAUGUGUGUUACUGAACACCCCAGGGUCCCAAAAAGUUCACCCUCAGACCCCUAAGACUCACGAAGAGCUCCCAGUUUUUAGUUCAUUUCUCCACGUUUUUGAAUAUUCUGACUCCUGUGGAAGAGUUGGCGUCUUGUGGGCUCUGAGCCUUGACUCAUGUGGGUGUAACUUGAUAUUUUUACUGAGAAGCUGCUGAUAUCUGAUGAAUUGACCUCAUUGGAACUUCAUAUUUACAUGCACAAAAUAAUCCAAACAUUCAGGAGCAAAUUGAACAAGAAAAAGGGGGCAAACUUGCGCUUGCAUUUUGCUCCACAUGCAUUAAGAGAGUAUGUUUACAAAAUUCAAUGAUGGCAUUUUCAAGCUGCAUCUGUAAUCCAAAAAUUCUACUUAUGUUAUUAGAAAUUUUCCAAAUAGAAAAACAGUCAAAAUGGUCCGAUUCAAGCUUUAAACGUGAAUUUUUCACUUUCUUUCUUUCCUCCCCUUAGACAUCCUUUAGUUACCGACUCAGAUGUCGGUCCAACACCUUCAUACAAACACCAAAAGAUCAACGUAUUUCCAAGUAUUUAUUUAUGUAUCAGCUUGAAAACAACCCUUUUUAACAUUCAUUUUCCAAUAAUAUUGGAUAUUUUAACAAUAAUUAACUAUGCUGCCUGUUAUUUAACAGACAACCUGUUUAAUAGUGUAAAAACAGGAACAAAACAGGCUGUUUUGGGUGUUUGAUAUGUUGCCUUGGGGCUCAUAAGGAGACACGAAAUGAGAUUGUCCACACAGAGAUUCCUUUUGUUGUGUUUGUUUUGUUUACCUGUGACUGACAUGUUUACUGAAGUCUCUUUUGGGGACACUGUAUUCUUACAUCAAUUCCCUGAUGUGUCACCCCAACCCUAAACACAUAAAAACGUCUUGCUUUACUUCAUCCUUAACCACUAACCCAAAAAACUGCUUCUUCCAAGCGGGGACAUGUCUAAUGUCCCCAGUUGGAUAAAACCAAAAUCAGUAUGUGUCCCCGUAAGGAUGCUAAACCAGAAUCAUACCCACACACACACACACACACACACCCUAAACACCAAUCAACUACUGGCCUCAUAUGUACCUCAACUACUCAUCCUGUCAACUGCUUCUCCAAGCAGGGACACGAUUUAUGUCCCCAGUUUGAUAAGACUGAAAUCAGCAUGUGUCCCCAUAAGGAUGCUAAACCAGAAUCAGAAACACACACACACCCUAAACACCUAUCAACUACUGGCUUUAUAAGUACCUCAACUACUCAUCCUGUCAACUGCUUCUUCAAAGCGAGACACGGUUAAUGCCCCCACUUUGAUAAGACUGAAAUCAGCAUAUGUACCCAUAAGGAUGCUAAACCAGAAUCAUACACACACACACCCCAAACACCUAUCACACUGGCCUUAUAUGUACCUCAACUACUCAUCCUGUCAACUGCUUCUUCCAAGUGGGGACACGUCUAAUGUCCCCAGUUGGAUAAAACCAAAAUCAGUAUGUGUCCCCAUAAGGAUGCUAAACCAUACUCCUACACACACACCCUAAACACCUAUCAACUACUGGCCUUAUAUGUACCUCAACUACUCAUACUGUCAACUGCUUCUUCCAAGCGGGGAUACUUCUAAUGUCCCCAGUUGGAUAAGACUGAAAUCAGCUUAUGUCCCCAUAAGGAUGCUAAACCAGAAUCAUACACACACACCCUAAACCCUGAUAAACUACUGGCUUUAUAAGCACCUCAGCUACUCAUCCUGUCAACUGCUUCUUCUAAGUGAGACACGGUUAAUGUCCCCAGUUGGAUAACACUGAAAACAGUAUGUGUCCCCGUAAGGAUGCUAAACCAGAAUCAUACACACACACACCCCAAACACCUAUCACACUGGCCUUAUAUGUACCUCAACUACUCAUCCUAUCAACUGCUUCUUCCAAGCGGGGACACAGCUAAUGUCCCCAGUUGGAUAAGACUGAAAUCAGCUUAUGUCCCCAUAAGGAUGCUAAACCAGACUCCUACACACACAUUUGUCCACCUAACCCUAAACACAGAUCAACUACUUGCCUUAUAUGUACCUCAACUUCUAAACCAGUAAACAUCUUCUUCUAGCUGGAUGGAUAAGGCGUCCCCAUUAAACUGACAUCCGGCUCGUGUCCCCACAAGGAAGCUUAGACACAACACAUACACACACUCAAACUUGUUUAAGGUACAACACAGGACACUAGAAGAGGGACCCGAGUUUUAUGUACUGUCAUUUAUUGUUAUUGUUUUAAACUUAGAGGAUGAAAGAAAUACAAAACACGCACGUGUGCAGAGAGAGAGUUUAUCUCUUAGUAUUCUGCUGAAUAUUGAAGGAAUAAUUCUUGACUUAUUUAUUGUUUUCUAACGAUUCCGUAGAGUCAGCUCUACCAAAAAACUGAAUUUCUAUGUGAGGGGUGAAGCUGCCUUUCCAUGGUGUUUUGUGUUUGAUGUUAAACUCACAUAUGGUCCAACCAAAACCUAAACCAGCAGUUACUUUUAUCCCUUACGUCUCAUCUUGUUCAAUGAGUCGCCCAAAGAGAGAUUAUCAUUACCUCGUAUUUACAGUCAGGCGUUGUAGCAGUUCAGGCUUGUCAUUCAUUCGGUUUCCACUGCAGGGAACAGGUUCUAAAUUAAGAUGUGAGGACUUUCCAAGGGUGACUGCUAGUUGGUCAGUACUAGUUUGGGGGAUGGGCUCUAAGUGUCAAGGCUGAUUUAUACUUCUGCAGGGGCUGACGCGGACAUGAGCACCACAUACUUGUGCGUCGAUUUGUCCUUGUGUCCGGAUCCCAGAAGUGCUGUAAAUGCAGGAAAUACAAUGCCACAGAGCGGACCAAUCACAGGGCUUUCAGUCCGCGUCGAUUCUACAGGUAGUUACAUUUUGGAGGAGGUGCACGUCAGCUACGUGCGUAGGCCUCUGCGUAGGUACGGGAGCUACGUGCACCUCCAAGUAUAAAUCAGCCUUUAAGCAUUGGUGGAAUACUUGCAGACUUUUAAUCUAGCCAUUGUUUCUUAAGGAUCUGCAAUGCUACCUUUUUUGUUCAUCAUUCUCCAACAGAGCAAAGCGGUUAUUAAUAAAACCAUGACAGUCAACAUGACUUUAGACCAAUGGUUCUCAAAGUGGGGUCCUGUAUUAGAAUACAUUUCUAAUAAAUUAUAAACAAAGGGAUAUGUGAGUCUUGCUACUGUUAAUUUUCUGAAAGCGUUUAAGAUCAAUGACUUGAAAAGUAUAAAUGCUGUCAUGUUGAGUCCACAAGGAAUGAAAUGACCCUCUGUUUUAAAGUAUAAAAGUGGUAUUUACUUGAUUCAAAUUAAAGUGUUAUCUGUUUAUCACUAUGGUACAGGUCUGAAGGAUUUACAUUGAUACGUUUUACAAUACAGAUAGUUCCAAGGGCAUCCAAGAGUGAGAAUGGUAGUAAGCAUGUGCUCCAUCUAUUUUACAAUUAUGAGGGAGUCCUACGAAAAUGUUCUUACUGGGUCCCUAGCUCCAACAACUUUGAGAACCCCUGCUUUAGACCACAGUAGAAAACACGAACAAAAAUGUCCCACAGGAAUCCCAGAAUUUAUUCCUAGAAUAAAUAAUUCCAGUUUAGAGUAGAAAUGUUAGAGCCAGUAUUACCAUUUCAAUUUAACUGGAAGUAGCUGCUUUAAAGGUCACCACAUGACACUACAUUAGGUCACCUGUAACAAGCUGUAAUAGAUUUAAUGCUCCCUAUGGUUUCUCUCAAGAUCAUGAAACACCAAAUAAUUCUGCUUUUUCAUGGUUUGAAUCUCACUUCUGGAUUGAAAAGACGCAAAUGACAACACGGACACUAAGGCAGCUUCACCCCUCUCUGUUUUUAUGUGUGUAUAUAGAGUUAUUAUGAACUUUGUUUGACCUGGGCUUCACCUGAGGUUUCAUAUACAGAAGGGAACUUUAUUACAAGUGUGUCAAUGGAUGUGAUGAACUCGUUAUCCUCGGAUGUUUCUGCCAGUUGAAAGUUGAUGUCACUUGUUUCCUCUGAAAAGCCCUCUUUCUUGAAUUAAGUGACUUAAAUCACAUGAAGUGAUUCGCCUUUUUAUCCCCCCCCAAAAAAAAUCAAGUUACUGAUAUUUCUGAUACAUUUUUUUAAUGUAACACUUAUUUAAAUCAUGUUUAACAGCAGGACAUGAUGAUAAUCUAGUUUUUCAGCAAAGUCAAUGAAUCUUUGGGAUUGUAAUCAGCGGCUACGGGAGGCAUUCAGAGCAAGUGUUUGUUACCUUGUAUUCACACUGAGAGCUAAUCAAGGCAUUCCCACUACUCAAGCAGUUCCACUUCCUCCUAGGCUGUCGUGCUUUCGCUUCAAUGUUGCAGUCAGGAUGUCAAAGGUUAGAGCCAGACACGCCAUCUGAUGUGUAGUUUGGCUACAGUUUAGCACCACUCAGAGACAUGCUGUUGUAAUUGCAGCUGCAAGACUGAAACAGUUCCCUCCUCUUGUUGUGGCUCAUUUGUGAGGUGAAGUGGAAGUGAGGUUCUCCUGGAGCGCUCACCAUGUUUCUUUUGGUGUUUUUCCACCUCUGCAUCUGUCUGCACUGGUCUGCAACCUCACAGAUCAGUGAAGACUAGUGCAUGGAUAAUGAGGUUAGAAACUGAGAGGCUGUAGAUCCUCCACAGAGGCUGAGUUUGUGAUUUAGGACAUCAUAUACCAUGAUAUGGGACCUUUGAAGUAUUUCUUCAGUUAGGCUAAAAAGGGAUGACAAAGCAGGGUAUGCUUUUUUCCACAUUGCCAACUUGUGGUUGACUUACAGUAGACCACUUAAGGGACUUAAAGUUGUCUUGGUCCCCUUCUCACAAACAGUCUAAGCAUCUAACUCCAUCCAUCCAUUUUCUUCCACUUAUCUGGGGUCGGGUCACGGGGGUAGCAGUCCAAGCAACUUGACCCAGACAUCCCUCACCCCAGCAACACAUUCCAGCUCCUCCUGGGGAAUCCCAAGGCGGGAGAUAUAAUCCCUCCACCGUGUUCUGGGUCUACCCCGGGGCCUUCUCCCAGUUGGACGUGCCCGGAACACCUCUAAAGGGAGGCGUCCGGGAGGCAUCCUUAUCAGAUGCCCGAACCACCUCAGUUGACACCUUUCGACGUGGAGGAGCGGCGGCUCUACUCCGAGCUCCCUCUGGAUGUCCGAGCUCUUCACUCUAUCUCUAGGGGUGUAUCUGAGAUCUUAUCCUCCAGGACCCAGAGCUCAUGACCACAGGUGAGGGUUGGAACGUAGAUCGACUGGUAAAUUAAAAGCUUUACCUUCCGGCUCAGCUCCCUCUUCACCACGACGGUCUGGUACAACGCCCACAUCACUGCUGACGCUGCACCAAUCCACCUGUGGAUCUCACGCUCCAUUUUACCACCCACUCGCCAACAAGCCCCCAAGAUAGUUAAAUUCCCCACUUGGAGCAAAGUCUCACUCCCCUCUGAGAGAGAGCCAUCCACCGUUUUCCAGCAGAGAACCAUGGCCUCAGACUUGGAGGUACUAACUCUCAUCCCGGCCGCUUCGCACUCAGCUGCAAGUGGUUUGCAGCUGAGUGCAUCUAACUCAGUAACUGAAAUAUUGAAACUGAAAUUGCUUCUUCUGCUGACUGUGAAUUGAAAAUUACAAAAUAACUUCACAUAUUCUGAGUUUCCAGUAAGGGACAACCACAGGAAGUGCUAGUGAUUAAGCUCACGGUGUGAAUACAUGUGAAAUUUGAAAAAAUCUCGGUAAUGAAGCAACCAUCUUCCAAAGUAAAAGCUGCCUUAUUUCUGUUAGAAUGUUUGAAAUUGACUUACAGAGGGGGAUGGAAGCUUGAAAUGAUAAACCUGGUGUCUCCUCAUAACCCUUCUGCUUUUACAGGAAGGUAAACUUACAACACAUCCUCGCCCAGGUUUGGUUUUCGUUAGCUGUACAUAGGAAAGUUCGAAUUUUAUAACGCAAAUGUGCAAUUCUCAUGAAGGGAACGUUUCUGAACUCAGCAUUUUUCUGUUCUUUUUGUGUGUGUGUGUGUGUGUGUGUGUGUGUGUGUGUGGCUGUCAAGAUCUGGGUGUUAUAAAACAUAGUUUUGAAUGUUUUUUUCAAACUCAUGAGGUGCACAAGGUUUAGAAAGUCAGGGCACUUCUAGUUCUUUUGCCCUUUUUUUGUAAAAGCUGAACAACUCCUCCCCACGUCUUUCUGAAUGUUUGUGAUGAAAUCAAGCGCACCUCUACUUUGUAAAGCACCUGAAAACAUUUGAAACUGUUGAUAUUUUUCCAGAUUUGUUUUAACUAUCAGGGUACCGGCUUGCUUGUUUGACUCUGUUGAAAAAAUGCAGUUGAUCUGUUUUAAGUUUUUCUUUUUGUAUCAAUGUUGAACAACAGGGUGUGCUUGUUUCGUUGAUAUGCAUUGGUGCGUCGGUUUCAUUUCUUAAAGGUGACAUAUUAUGCUCUUUUUCAUCAACAUAUAUUGGUCUAAGAGGUCCCCAAAACAUGUCUUUAAAGUUUAUUGCUCAAAAAAACCCACUUUGAAAUCAGAUUUUGGUCUGCCUGUAAACCCCUCUCUUUCAGCCCUGCUCAGAACAGGCUGUUUUCUGUGUCUGUGCCUUUAAAUGAGAAUGAGCUCUCUGACCACGCCCCCUCAGGAAGUGGAUGUGGACUCUCGGCUCUCCAGCACGUUGAUCUAAUAUUUACAUGUUGGCUGCUCACAGACCCGCGUUACUUCAACCCUCUGAAUCUGAUCCAGAAUCUGAUCCUGACGGAGAGGCGCCUGCAGCAGGACCUUUCUGAACCAUUGGUCACAGAUUUAGUGUUUCUUGUUGUUUUAUUUGUCAGCUACUAACAUGUAGCUAUGUGGCUAUGCUAACUAGCGCUAGCACUUUUUCCAUGAAAAAUAAAAAUCAUCCACUAGAUCUUCAAAUCUGCAGACGUGGGGAGUAACACCGACCUUUGUGUUUAUUAAGACAGCCUACAACUAGCAUGCCUCCCUCCUAAGCUCCUUGUUAGCACACAUGUGUGCAGGGAAUGAAAAAUGGAGGAGGGGUUGAGUUGUAUUUUAUACAGUCUAUGGGCUGAACAAGCUCCAAGCUCUGACUUCCUGUUACAGACUGGAUGGCGUUGUGACGUAUGAAAAACACUGCAAACUGAAACGGCUGGUUUCAGCACACAUUUACAGAAAGGUGGAGAAAUCAGAACAGGGGCAGAAUGGAUUCUUUUCAUUCUCAGGGGGUUUGUAGACAGGGACACAUAUUUCAGGUAGAGAACCAUUAAAAAGUUGAUUUUGCAUGAUAUGUCACCUUUAAAGUCAAGCAAAAAUGACUCAAUGGCCACUGAAUGAAACAAAACAAGCACAUCCCAUUGGCUGUUUUACUUGACAGCAGGAAGGAAUGUGUGCAUACAUAAAAGGGCCUGAAACUAACACUCAGCCACCAGCCACACAAUUCAGUUUUAAAUCUUAAAUUUUAUCGGCUUCUAUGGGCAAAACAAAUAUUAUGCACCUACGUCCCAAAGAGAUAACACACCAUGUUUGUUACUGUUGAAAGGUUCGUCUUGAAAAGAGUAAAUCUUCAAAUCCUGCACUUUGGCCCACGAGGAGUUCCCUCAGCUGGUGAAACGGUGUAACUUGUUGGCUGGUUGGCCCAAAAAAGUUAACUUCACGCCCUACGAUCAAAACCAAUAAAGAGUUGAAUAUCAUGUUGCUUCAUGAUAAACGAGUUUACAACUGACUGAUGUUUUAUUUAUUGUGUUUGAACCGUGACCUGUGUAUUAUUCCCAAUGACAUGCUGCUCUGCUUGUUCAACUGGAAGUAAAAUCAGAAGUCUUUUAA
This is a messenger RNA of Notolabrus celidotus (New Zealand spotty), 8948 nucleotides long. Its product is annotated as zf-DHHC domain-containing protein. The transcript has 9 exons. Lineage: Eukaryota; Metazoa; Chordata; Actinopteri; Labriformes; Labridae. The record is from RefSeq and is a predicted model, not a curated record. Bases 20 to 967 code for a protein of 315 amino acids. Gene Ontology annotation, molecular function: palmitoyltransferase activity.